CUACACUUUGGACUUGACACGGCCGACCAUGAGCGGAGCAGAGCACAACUUUUCUGGUGCACUGGCAACAUGGAAGGACAUCAAGCUACAGGAGCUGCAAAAGACGCUGGACGCCCAAGGUAUCGAGAUCGUCGACAACCAGAAGGAAUCCGUACUGGGCCGCAAGCAGCUCGCUGACCGCACAAAAGAGUUCAAAAAAAUCCCAGAUGAUGAGAAGUUGAACUCGUUCAAAGGCCUGCUCAAAGCAUACCAGACAGAGAUUGACAGCCUCACAAAGCGGUCAAAGGUUUCCGAGAAUGCGUUCCUCAGUGUGUACAAGGUCCUCGCUGAAGCACCAGAUCCAUAUCCUCUGCUCGAAGCUGCUGUCGACCAAGCGGUCAAAGCCACGGAAGCACACGCAUUGGAGGCUGAAGUUGCCCGGUUGCGUGCUGAGAACACCGAGCUUCGACAGUCGUCUAGCGCUCUUGAUGCCUCCAAACGCCGCGUCGAACAGCUAGAGGCACGCAUGGACGAGCUUGUUGCGCAGAAGGAGUCUGAGAUCAAUGCUGCGUAUGACGAACGUAUGCGCAACUACGAGGAGCGGGAACAGGACUUGCAGCGCCAGGUUGCACUAUAUAGGGACCAAGUGCGCGACCUCCGGCAGUCGAAUGAAUCGAAUCAGGCGAAACUCUUUGAUCACAGCCAGCGUCAGGACCAAGAGGUCAUUUCCCGCCUUGCAGAAGCUGACAUGAUUAUGGUCGACCUGGAACGUGCGAAUAGUAGAGUAGCGACCGUCGAGCAGCGAAAUGAAGCACUCCGCGGAGAGAUCGAGGCAUUGCGCACUGGCAGCGAAAGCAGUGAGCGUGUCAGAUCUCUAACGGAUCGUCUCUUCGAGCUUGAGUCCGAGUGUACACGGCUCGAAGGCGCCGUUGGCGUUGCACGAAGUGCCGCAGCACGAUCAGAGGAGCGGAUUUCGGACAAGGCUCGCGAAGCAGACUCUGCUCGCGCAGAGGUAGACGCUCUCAAGACAAAACUAAAAACAUACGCAGAUUACGACGAGGUGAAGCGAGAACUGGAGAUCUUGAAGUACGUUGAAUUUGCAGGUCUCGACCCCGAUGAUGAUUGGUCAAGUCCUGACGAAGACGAGGACGGCGUGCAUCUGCCAAAUCCCAAUGCAGACAAGGCGAAUGCACAGCACGGCAAGAGUCUCGAGGUGCUCCUUGCGACCAAGAAUAAACGGAUAUUAGAAGAGUUGACGCGAUUUAGGAUCCUCCACACAUCACUUGAAGCUUCCCUCAAAAGCACACAGAACGAGCUCGCAGACACACACGCAGAACUUGCCAAGCAACAAGCACUGUGCGAGAAACUCGAGACGGACCUUCUCGCUCUGAACACCAACAGCGGCAGAGGGCUAAGAGAGGAAGGAGGAGAGAGCGGGGAAAGUGGGAUUUCGGGGCUGGGGCUCGAGUUUGGCUUACGCACGACGGACACGGCGGGCCCGAGCACUACACGUUCGACACCAAUACCUUUCACGUCAUCUGCUGAUACCUCGAUCCUUCCUAUCGUGACCAGCCAGCGGGACCGGUUCCGGCAACGGAACGCAGAGCUCGAGGAAGAACUACGCAAACACUACCACACCAUCUCAGAACUCCGCACCGAAGUCAAAUCCCUCCAAUCCGACAACCUCAAGCUCUACGAGAAAGUACGUUACAUGCAAUCAUACCGUGAACAAGGCUCCGUCUCGCAGCUUGAUCCUCUGCCGCCAUCUUCUGCCUCGGCGUUCAAUGGAAGCGGGAAUGGGAGUGGGAGUGGAAGGGACGAGCUGGGGAAAUGGCGCACAAGGUAUGAGGAUUCGAUGAAUCCGUUUGAAGCGUUUCGCGGAAGGGAAGCGACGCGUGCGUAUGAGGCUCUCAAUCCUGUCGAGCGAGGUGUACUCGUGCUCACGCGUGGAAUUAUUGGGAACCGGCGUGCACGUACGGCGUUUAUCUUUUAUGCGGCGGCGUUACAUCUCCUAGUGGUCGUUACGGUGUAUGAGUGUGCGUGGUCGAGCGGGCAGCUGCAGGUUCAGCCAGGGCCGUACUGAUCAUGGUGGAGAUAAUCUUUGUUGAGCAGGCAUGACCGCUCGCUUUGGAGUUUACCACGUCAUUAAGACACAAAGUUUCCAACUCGGAGGGACACGUAUGCUCAAGGAUGAUUAGAUUAUAUGCUGUAAAAUAUCAAUGAACU
Molecule: messenger RNA, 2205 nt
Organism: Suillus clintonianus
Lineage: Eukaryota; Fungi; Basidiomycota; Agaricomycetes; Boletales; Suillaceae
Product: CASP C terminal-domain-containing protein
Exons: 15
Coding region: 29-2062 (677 amino acids)
Biological process (GO): intra-Golgi vesicle-mediated transport
Cellular component (GO): Golgi membrane
Source: RefSeq, a predicted model, not a curated record